Molecule: messenger RNA, 1797 nt
Organism: Pogonomyrmex barbatus (red harvester ant)
Lineage: Eukaryota; Metazoa; Arthropoda; Insecta; Hymenoptera; Formicidae
Product: alpha1,4-N-acetylgalactosaminyltransferase 2-like
Biological process (GO): glycosphingolipid biosynthetic process
Molecular function (GO): alpha-1,4-N-acetylgalactosaminyltransferase activity
Source: RefSeq, a predicted model, not a curated record
AUUGAUAUUUCGUCAACUGAUAGUCAUUUCACCCAACAGCCGGCAGUCGAUCCACUGAUCUCGCCGAUGGUAGAAUACACGCCUAAGCUGAGGAUCGCGCGAGGAUCCUACAUGUACGUCCCGUGUACUCGAGUACUUCGCAGUGUUUGUUUCAAUUUAUCUUGAAGUAGCGAUGCUUUUAUUUAGUGUGACAAUUUUGACACUGUAAAUUCUCCCGCAGUGCGGCAGCGAAGUUCGAUUGAUGCGAAACGUUCCGGAUAAAAAAAUCGAGACACGAUCGAGUUCUUUCUUCGCGUCAAAGUGAAAUAUUAACUGAUUUAAAUUUCCGUAGCAUGUAACUAAACACGCGAGCAUGACGUAAUGUGAGCGAAGGAAAUAAAAAAAAAAAAGCGGACGUAACAAAUUCGUUCCAGAUAAAUGCAAUUCACACGUCAUGAAUAAUAAUUUCAUAUAGUAAAAAGAUAAGAAUGUUGUGUUGCAUUUGUGUUGGAUCAUGAUGACUGGAGGGGAUACUUAACACGGAAAAAUAGAGAUUUGUGUAAAGCUUGUGUGUAAACACGAAAGGACACCUGUUUUAUGGGCGAGCGCAAUAAAACAGCGCAAGUCGAUGAGAAUAUCCAGAAAGAUGAAAAAAAGAUUAUUGUGGUGCGGCUUUGCUUUCGCCGUUGUGCUCCUCAUUCUAAUGAUUUCAACCGAGAGCAACAUCAUUCAAAGGAUACCAUUCCUCGAUGUGACAACGGUUAAUAAUAUUAAAUGCUACGAUGAAGUCUCGACUACAAAAGGCAUCGAUAAUUUCGAUCCAGAAUCAAGUAUCGGCAAAUUAAUGUUAGGCAAGAACAUCUUUUUUCACGAAACUUCUUGUUUCGGCGAGGAGGGCAUCGUAUUAAACGCUAGGCAAGCGUGUGCCGUAGAAUCGGCGGCGCGGAUGAAUCCGUCAAUGACCGUGUACUUGUUACUUGUCAGCAAGUCAAAGUUCUCGAACAGGACGCGUGAGAUAGUCAGGCAUCUUCUCAACUAUUCCAACGUCAGGAUUCGUCACAUCGAUCCGCAAACAUAUGUAAAAAACACACCUUUGGAAGUGUGGUACACCAGCGGUGCUUUAAAGAAGAGUCACUGGCCGGUUAGUCAUAUGUCCGAUAUGCUGCGCUAUCUGACUCUAUGGAAGUACGGUGGUAUCUAUCUGGAUUUGGACGUAGUGGUCACCAGUUCGCUGGAGAAUCUGACAAAUUUUGCCGGAGCCGAGGACUGGGACGAUGUCGCCGCCGGCGUCAUGGGUUUCGACAUGUCAAAGUUGGGUCGACGCGUAGCUGAUGCUUGCGUGCGCGAUCUUAAGAAGAACUUUCGUGGCGAUGUUUGGGGUAACAAUGGACCUGGAGUCAUCACGAGGACGUUGCAGAAACUCUGCGCGACGAUGUAUGCGCGCGAUAUGACACCCGACCGAUGCCAUGGUUUCACGGUAUAUCCGCCGUCAGUUUUUUAUCCGAUUCAUUAUAAAAAAUGGAAGAAAUAUUUCGAGACGAAAGACAGCAAUGCGACUUUGAAGACGUUGAGCAAGGCGAAGGCGAUUCACGUGUGGAAUAAAUUGAGUAAAGCCGAAAAAGUGCGAGUAAACAGCAACGUACCGUACGCCAUUAUUGCGCAGAAUUAUUGUCCUUAUAUUUUCAACAAUUGUGGUAAAAUAUUUUAAAGCCAAGUAUAGAAUAAAAAUUGUAACGCUUAUUGACCGAUGAAGCACGGGAAAUACAUUCCACAUGCGACAUUUGCAAGAUAGAUUAUUUGAUAGAAUCGAAAAAAAAA